CUCAACCAUCCCCAACUCCCUCCGCAAAACACCAUGACGAGGCUCGUCUAUACCCCAUGGAACAAAUCCCUCACACCCAAUCAAUAUGCCUCGGCAGGAUGAAACAGUCCCUUCUUCCGAAGCACCAACGGAACCAUUCCCGCGUUUCAUGGACCUGCCACCCGAACUCCACAUCCUUAUCGCCAACUUCCUCAUCUUCCCCGACUUAGUCCAUCUCAAAUUGACCUGUGCCUACUUCAAUGACCUAAUCCCUCCACUCUCGCACCAUGAGCUCCUUCAAGCCGAACUCACAGACUUCGCCCUCGCACGCGAUGUCUACACCUGUCGGUAUUGUCUCCGUCUCCGUCCUGCGGCCAAAUUCGCGGAUCGGAUGCUUCGACGCGGGCGGGGUAGAUACGGUCGUGAUGCGGAGAGGCGCUUCUGUGUGGAAUGUGGGCUGAUGCCACGUUCCGGGACGGCGAGGUAUGGACCUGGCGCCCAGAUUGUGAUUCAGGGAGUUAUGUUCGUGAUAUGUAUGGUCUGCAGAGAGUUUGCUGUUGGGAUGAAGGGUGGGGUUGGUAAGGGGAUUGCGAUUUGCGAGAAGUGCUGGGAAGAGAGAUUGAUUCGUGAGAGGGCUUUUCCCUGAUGGGGUUAAGUGUGAAGGAUCUCAUCGACGUGCUUUUCCGUUCGGUUGAGUUUUGACGUGUAGUACGCUGGAUUUUGAUACCCGGUUAUUCUCGGCUGGCGGGAUCCGCGCGCAUAGUCGUAUAUUGCUGUGGCAGAUCUACGGAGUACGUGCCAGAGUGUUUCCAUGUGAGAAUUGCUUUGGUUCCUGGUCUGUCGGAAUCUCGAGGCUCUCGCCCAAGGAGUAAAAGUUGGCAUGUUAGGACCUUCGACGACUGCCGAGGGUAUGAGAGUUGUAGAUUAUUAACGGAGCUAUGAAGCUGUACAUCUUCUUCCAACG
Aspergillus pseudonomiae is the source of this 943-nucleotide messenger RNA. RefSeq names its product F-box domain protein. NCBI's taxonomy places the organism in Eukaryota, Fungi, Ascomycota, Eurotiomycetes, Eurotiales, Aspergillaceae. Bases 86 to 625 code for a protein of 179 amino acids. The transcript has a single exon. Gene Ontology annotation, molecular function: protein binding. The record is from RefSeq and is a predicted model, not a curated record.